AUCAUUCCAUACAGCUGUAAACAUCCUCGGACAGUACACCACCAGAAUACAAGAUGACUUUAUUUCCAGGUGUAGCAUUGGUCACUGGCGCCGCAUCCGGAAUCGGCCAAGCCACUGCUAUAUCUUUUGCUCGAGAAGGAUGUCGGAAAAUCGCCAUUGCCGAUCGCAAUGCUGCAGGUCUGGCUGAGACCUCCAAAUUGAUCGAAGAAGCCGGAUCUGGCGAGAUCGUGCACAUCGUCAGCCAGACCGUGGACAUUUCACAAGAAGCCCAGGUCGAAGACUUCAUCCACAGAGUUGUACGGGAUCUAGGAAGAAUCGACUAUGCUGCUAACUGUGCCGGCAUCUUAAGCAACAAUCAACCCUCCACAGGAACCUCAGCCGCAGAUUUCGAUAAAAUCAACAGCGUCAAUUAUCGCGGCUGCUGGCUCUCGUCGCGAGCAGAAAUCAAGCAAAUGCUGGGACAGGAGCCACUUCCAUCUCAUGACGGACGGCGUGGGAAUCGAGGAAGUAUCGUAAACAUCGCAAGUCAACUUGGAAUUGUCGGAAGACCAGCAGCUCCCGCCUACUGCGCCAGCAAAGCAGCCGUAAUCUCCAUGACCCAAUGCGACGCAAUUGACUACUCCAAAGACAACAUCCGAAUCAACUGUGUCUGUCCAGGCGUAAUCGACACCCCCAUGACACGACCACAAAUGGACGUUCUCGGCCCAGCAAUCAGCAUCGCACCCAUGAACCGUGCAGGCACAGCACAAGAAAUCUCAGACGCGGUUUUGUUCUUGUGUAGUUCGAAAGCCACGUUUGUGCAAGGGAGUGCUAUGGUUGUCGAUGGGGGGUAUACGAUUAAUUAAUUAGAAUAGUGAAUGUAUUGGGGAAAGAGAGAGAGAGAGAGGGAGAAAUCUUUGUUGCGAUUGCGAAUAUUAUUUUCAUCACUCGUCUCGUCUCGUGAGUGACCACAUACAUAUUUUACAAAAAGUGGAAUUUUUGAUCU
Molecule: messenger RNA, 985 nt
Organism: Pseudocercospora fijiensis CIRAD86
Lineage: Eukaryota; Fungi; Ascomycota; Dothideomycetes; Mycosphaerellales; Mycosphaerellaceae
Exons: 6
Coding region: 54-845 (263 amino acids)
Source: RefSeq, a predicted model, not a curated record